Messenger RNA from Paraglomus brasilianum, 777 nucleotides. Lineage: Eukaryota; Fungi; Glomeromycota; Glomeromycetes; Paraglomerales; Paraglomeraceae. The record is from the annotation of a GenBank genome assembly.
AUGCACCAAGAAAUUCCUGAUUUGGACGCAAAUUCUUCUUAUUAUUAUUAUUCGGGGCUAGAUUUCCUUUCACAGGAAUACUCAGAAGAAAAUUUUCGGCUUAUCACUUAUAAAUCUCAUCUUCCCCCCAUAGACCUAGUCCGUCAGGACGCAAAUUAUUCUUAUUGUUCGGGGCUGGAUAUCCUUUUGAGGUCACAGGAAUUCUCAGAAGAAAAUUUUCGGCUUAUCACCCGCCCACCGUAUAAAUCUCAUCUUCUCCCCAUAGAACUAGUCCAUCAGGGUACUCGGUUGAGCAAGUCACGUUCCCGCAAAGAAGGUCAGCCUCCACGUCCUCAAAAUGGUUUCAUCAUCUUUAAAAAGGACUUUGAUGCUAGAAGGCGGAGUGUGCCUAGUGAUACCAAAGUCGAUAGUAAAGUUAUGAGCAAACUGGCUGCAUUUAUUUGGCAUUCAGAUGAGGGUUUGAGAAAGUAUUUCAAUCUAUUAGCCAAACUUGCUCUUCAAAUUCAUAAAGAAUUAUAUCCAGAUUACGAUUACAAACCAAAGAAAUGCGUAGUCGUAAAAGGAAGUCAACAAGCAAAACCGCUGCGUAUCAGACAGUACACUGGACCAUAUGACAAAGGAGCGAAAAGAAAAGGGAAAAAUGCCGUUCGAAACCAAGAAAGUGGUGGGACUGUCUAUCAAGAAUUUAGAGUCGAAGAUACUUAUGAGGACCAGUACAAUUUUCUGAAUGCGAUGGGUUUGAGUAUGGAUAUCCUCAGACUUUUGCCGGUGACUUGA